AUGAGCCUUGCCCUCAUCAUGGUUGUUGUUCUCACCAUGGCCCUCAUGGCUAUCCCCCUCAUCAUGACCAUUGCCCUCAUCAUGAUCAUCGACCUCAUCAUGACCAUUGCCCUCAUCAUGACCAUUGCCCUCAUCAUGAUCAUCGACCUCAUCAUGACCAUUGCCCUCAUCAUGACCAUUGCCCUCAUCAUGACCAUUGCCCUCAUCAUGACCAUUGCCCUCAUCAUGACCAUGGCCCUCCCCAUCACCCCACGGCCUUCGCCCCUGCCCGUUCAGCCGUCGGCCGUUCUCCGGCGACAUACUGCCGAUGCUCGCGAUCAGCAUGCUGCCAAUGCUCGCGAUCAGCAUGCUGCCGAUGCUCGCGAUCAGCAUGCUGCCGAUGCUCGCGAUCAGCAUGCUGCCGAUGCUCGCGAUCAGCAUGCUGCCGAUAGCUUGGCUGCUUCCUCUCCCAAGACGCCAUCGCCCCUAUCAUCAUCAUCAUCUUCGUCGUCGUCGGCAGAGGGGAGCUGGGCUUGGUCCACUUCAGAGGCGAUGAGGUACGGGCUAGUGCUUGGCGGAUACUCGCUGACCAAGAUUGUGUCAUCGCCGCUGGUGGGGCAUGCGUCGGAUGUGUACGGGCGGAAACCACUGCUGGUGGUUAUGCUUGUGGGGUCGGGCGUGUGUCUGGCCGUCACUGCGCAGACGACGUCGGUGGAAGGCCUCAUUGCCGCUCGCAUGGUCACGGGUGUCUUUGCGUCGAACGGUGCCCUGCUCACCGCCAUCCUCUACGAGGCCUAUCCGAGCUCGGCCGUCCGCAUGCUCUCGCUGCUGGAGACGUGCUGGAAGGUCGCCUACUUUGCCGCGCCAGCCAUCUUAUACGCUCUGGCAGACUGGCCGCCGUCAACGCCGCUUGUUCUCGCCGCCGCUCUCUUCUUUAUCGCCGCUCUGCUGGCAACCGGGUUGCGGGUUGGCGACCAGCCGGCGAGCAAAGGCAAAGCCGCCGUGUCGGCGCCUUUCGACCAAGAAGCGCCUCCGGCGACGCGGUCGUUUGGCGACGCGAUGAGGACGUCGCUUGCACACCCGCUGGUGCUGGCGCUCAUUGUGGCCGGGAUCGUCUCGCCGACCAAGGACAUGGCACCGCUGAUGGCGUCCAAGUUUGGCUCGGGACCGGCCGAAGUCUCGGCCACCUCCACGGUCAAGUACCUAGUCUCGCUGGGUGUCACCAUCUCGCCGAUGGCCGCCAACGUUGCUAAGACCUAUCCGGUGCGGCAGGUCAUUCUGGGCGGAUUGGUGGUCCAGGGCAUCCUCUUCUGUAUUUACCCUCUCGCGCCGACCCUGUGGGCCUUUUACGCGCUCCACGCCGUCGCCGCGGUGGUGGCGGCCGUCUCGGACCCAAUCGAGAUAGCCUACGUCUCGUCGCUGGCGACCAAGGACACGCUCGGCGCCUUUAUCGGCGUCACCCACUCGAUCAAGGGCAUCACGCGGUUUUCGUCCACCCUUCUCGGCGCCAUGCUCUCGGGCUCUGCGGUAGAGGCACCGUUUUACAUCGGCGGCGCCGGGCUGGCCGCCAAGGGCAUGCUCGUCGCCGCCCUAGGUCGGUAGUAACGUUAGCUAGCCGGCGCGAAGGAGCUUACCCAUCACUGAGAGGCCACGCUUGGCAAUGUCAGCGUCGGUGUGGGAAGAGAGCUCCUCGAUGAGGCCGACGAGCGUGCCGUCGGCCGCCCGCGCCACCAGCCGGGCUUGCGGCGACUCGAGAACCCAGCCGAGGAUCUUGAGGAUGUUCAGGACGAGGUGCUUGGACGAGGCGGCGGUGAGUGCGGCGACGAGCUGGCCGAGAAGCGGCGGCUUGAGGAGCUGCGGGUAAAGCGACGGCCC
Messenger RNA from Thecamonas trahens ATCC 50062, 1854 nucleotides. RefSeq lists its product as uncharacterized. NCBI's taxonomy places the organism in Eukaryota, Apusomonadida, Apusomonadidae. Gene Ontology annotation, molecular function: transmembrane transporter activity. The transcript is spliced from 2 exons. The record is from RefSeq and is a predicted model, not a curated record. The coding region runs from base 1 to 1581 and encodes 526 amino acids. Gene Ontology annotation, biological process: transmembrane transport.